ACUAAAAGAUGCAGUCAGACGCUAUCAACAAUAGAUAGAUAGAUACAGUAGAUAGAUCUCUUGGUUCUUGAUUGCUUGCUUAGUAGCAAAGACUUGCUAUAGAAACAACCUUGCUCUCCUUCCAAGUCGAAGAAAAGAAGUGCAUGCUCAUGAAGUAAGUUUGCUGUUGUUGCCGAUCCUUCAAGUCUCCACCUGUUCGGCGAAAGACUUAACAAAUUGGAAGCGGUACUCAAAGGUACAGAGAUCGAUGACGUCUGAGUUUUGCACUCAUAACCUUUCUCAUUCAAAGAUCCAAACAUCACUUGCGCGCAACUUGCGUCACCUCGACCUCUUCUCAAAGUGCCAACAAACAAUCUGUUUUUUUGACAGUCCCAUCAUCAAUCCCAGCACCACUGAUAAGAUCACACUUGGCCAUUGGCUCUUGACCGUGUCCUUCUUUGCUUUUCUCUUGGAGCCUUCUCGAUCGUCGUUAGGCUUCUCUACUAGCUAGUAUCCUCAUCACAGCAAACCAACUGAUCCAUCCAUCCAUCCAACCAAGAGGUAGCAUACCCAUCCCAAACACAGAGUAAUUCAGACAACAGAACUCCAUCCAAGUACAAAGAAACAACCAUGUUCCGACUAUCGACUGUCGUAGUAUCGACACUUGCCUUGAGCUGCCAUGCCUUUGUGACACCCACUUCUUCUUCUCGAGUAGUAGUAGAGACCACAAGUCGACUCUGGGCCAGUACUCCGGAACAAGGCAAUAAACGACCAUUGGUACUUCUCACGUUUGAUUUGGACGACACGCUGUAUCCCAUUGCCUCUGUCAUUAACGAAGCCAACGAUGCCUUUGUCAAGGCCAUGAAACAGUACGGAUUUGGCGCCGACAUUCAACCCACCGAUAUCGAUGACACGACCAAACAAGUCCGAUCCGAAUUGCCACCCGAAGAAGCGGCCGCACUCUCUCACACCGAAGCCCGCGAAUUGGCCAUUCGACGUCGCAUGGAAAAGGUACUCCUCAACCGAAAGCUACAAGAAACGGCCGAAGAUUGGGUCACGUCGGUAGAAGAUCUCAGUCCAGUAGUGGUCGAGAAUGCCAAACAAUGGACCGCCCGUGCUGUUUCCCCGUCCAUUGUCAAGGCCGUCAUGACGGCAUGGGAAAUGGAACGCCAUCAUGCCGCCGAACGCAAUCUCUAUCCAGAAGUGCAACAAGUGCUACGAGAAAUCAAACAGGAAUACCCACAUGUCAUUUUGGGAGCCGUCACGGAUGGCAAAGCCAAUCCCUUGCUCAUGACAUUCACACUCGCGCCAUACUUUGAUUUUUGCAUGUCCUGGGAAGACGAUCAAAAGGGACGACAACAAUUUUUCAAAGAACUCGCAUCGUCCAGUAGUUCCGCACAAUUGUCCUGGAUUUACAAUGCCGCGUUGGAAAAGGGACAAGAAAUGGCUACCGUCCAAGCCGCCAUGAAGGCUGCCGCCGCCAAGAACGACAAUCAUGAUUCGACAGAAGAAUUUGCCAAGGGUGUUUGGAUUCAUGUCGGAGACGAUCUGGCGUAUGAUGUCGGUGGAUCGGCCGCUUGUGGGGCCAAGACGAUUCUCUGCGAACUAGCCAAUGAAUACCAACAGACGGCACGACAACGAUUCGAUCAACUCGAGCAAGUCAAUAAUAACGAUGACGGAGAUCGAAAAAUGCCCACUUGGUCCACCAGCCCCACACCCGAAUUGGAAGUCCGACGCAAGAUGAACGAAGCUGCCAAACCACUCGUCGAUGAAACCAUCAAUUUCAUUCGAGAAUUGCCCGAUGCCAUUAGUCGAAUUCUGGCACGAGUACAAGACGAGGAAGGGACACUGGCGGCAUCUGGAAAAAGUAGUAGUACGACCGCAAAGGAGCAAUAAGAAGCAACAUGACAAGUUGCUUGCAAAGGACAAUAAUCAAUCCGUACUAUAAUAAGAGUUUUUUCUUUUGACGCAUGGAAAAUUGCGUG
Messenger RNA from Seminavis robusta, 1964 nucleotides. Lineage: Eukaryota; Bacillariophyta; Bacillariophyceae; Naviculales; Naviculaceae. The record is from the annotation of a GenBank genome assembly.